Messenger RNA from Funneliformis geosporum, 352 nucleotides. The record is from the annotation of a GenBank genome assembly. Lineage: Eukaryota; Fungi; Glomeromycota; Glomeromycetes; Glomerales; Glomeraceae.
AUGUCAAAAACAGAUGACGAAUUUCUAUACAUAUCAGAAAUGAUAGAUUCAACAGACAAAAUUAAUAAUCUAAUUGAUAAAUUAUUUAUAUUAUUAAUUAAACAACUAGAUGAAGGUAAAAACUUUGAUAAAAUGAAACAUUAUCUUAAUAUAUGUAUUACCCUUUCUACUCGAUCAACUGAUGAUAUAUUCAACUGGCUUAAUGAAAAUCAAAAUGAAUCAAAAUAUGUUUUGUUUCUUGGAAUUUUUUACUAUUACAAUAUACUUAAUUUAGAUAAAAACACUAGUAAUAAAGGAUUUAAAUGCUUAAUAAAAGCUGCAAGUUAUCAUCUGAUUUUACAAUUAUAUUUAG